AUGCUGGAGAAGGAGUCUCUGGGGGAGCAGGUGGAGACACUGGAGGAGGAGUCUCUGGGGGAGCGGGCGGAGCUGCUUGACCGAGGAUCGGCAGGCAAUCCGGAGCCUCCUCAGCCAGGAGGCGUCCCCAGCCGUGACCCCGGACAGUCACAUACCAUUACCCCCGUCCGCGUUACAGAAAAUGGGGACGUGGACGACCCUGAGGCCUUCCUGGAUUUGUUUGAGCAAACCGCCGAGAUCUGGGGCUGGCUGCUCGGCCAAUGGGCGGCCCGACUUAUCCCGCUUUUGUCCGGGGAAGCCCAGCUCGUGGCUCAACAACUGCCAGCGAUGAGUCUCCUGGCCUACGGAGAUUUAAAGAAAGCCAUCCUGCAACGGGUUGGUCGGACUACGGAGGAAAGUCGUCAACUCUUCCGGAGCUUGAAGUUGGAGAGCUCCGACCGCCCAUUUGCCUUUGCCCAAUGGCUCCGUGACGCCUGCCGAAGAUGGUUGCUAGCGGGGGACCGCGACGUCGACGGGAUUAUCGACCAGGUGGUACUAGAACAGUUAAUACAUCGUCUGCCAAAAGGGACGGUGGAGUGGGUCCAGUGCCACCGCCCGGCAUCGCUGGAGGAAGCCGUCCGGCUUGCGGAGGACCACAUGGCGGCGAUCCCGAGGGCGGAAGAGCCCUCCUACACUCUCUCUCCUCCCUCUGUCUCAUCCCCCUCCCCUCUCUCCUCUCAUUCUGCUCUCUCGCCAGGUCCUGUUCCUGCCCCACGCAGACAAGGAGGACUUCAGCCCCUGAGACCAGUUCCCCGGGUGUGGGAGGCGACACCUUCCCCUAUCCCAAUGCCCCGCCGCUCUCCCCCUCGGGGGAGGGGGCGCCCGCCGACGCAAGUGCGGGCGUAGCGCCUGGGCCAGCCUGAUGGAGGUGCGGAGACCCGGGCCACUUCCGGGAUCAGUGCCCUCUGAUGGAGCUGGGAACGGUGGUGCGGGUCUCUGACCUCCCACAGGCUGCCCCCGACUGGGCCGGAGCGUACCGGAUACCGUGAUGGCGGAGGGAGGCUUAAAAGGCACACCGAAGCAUCAGAGGGGGAGAGAGUGUUCGUCAAGCAACAGCCUGUAACCAGAGAGAGAUUGUGUUUGUUUAUGUUUAGAGUGCUUUCAGUUAUUAGAAAUCUUAUUCCUUUGUUAUCGACGGUUACCGUCGAUUGUGUGUAUGGUUCAGAAGGACAAUAGAAGGACUGACCUUGAACCUGCUUCGUUGUCUCCUGACUCCUCCAUUGCCCCGAACUAAGAACCUGUUACAGGACCAUUUAUUUCUAGGGGUCUUAAUAGAGGGGGUGGAAAUGGUAAUGAUAAAUUAAAUUAUGACUGUUUUUACUGCAAGAAACUUUAAGUACACAGCAUGAUAUAACAUAAUUUUCCUUAGGGAAAAAAAUAAAAUGAUUUAAUACCUAA
This is a messenger RNA of Myxocyprinus asiaticus (Chinese sucker), 1437 nucleotides long. RefSeq lists its product as uncharacterized. The record is from RefSeq and is a predicted model, not a curated record. Bases 1 to 885 code for a protein of 294 amino acids. NCBI's taxonomy places the organism in Eukaryota, Metazoa, Chordata, Actinopteri, Cypriniformes, Catostomidae. The transcript has 3 exons.